AAAGAGCUCACCUCUGAUACUUAUAGAGAAGAUGUUGUGUCCAUCGAAAUAUCUGAAGACUUGUAUGAACGGUUUAUAAGUAGCGAAUUUAAUUUUAAUCAAAUUAAUGACGAACAGCGUUUAGAAAGAUUGAGAGAAUUUGGGAACAAUAAAUCAAAAAAAAGUAUUGUUAUAAAACUAACAGAAGAAUUCAAAGAAUUUUUAAUUAAAAUAUUAGCAGAUAAAGUAGCAAUCAUUCCUCAAUCCUUAAUACCAGUAAAGUUUGUCACUCCAAAUAUUCAGAAAUCAAGAUCUAAUCAUCAAUCAAUUCCUAAAAUGAUUACUACUGCCAUUGAAAAGUUGAAAGAUCGUAAAGGCUCGUCACUUCAAGCUAUUGAGAAAUAUAUUGUAGAAAAGUAUAAACUUGAUGGUGAUAAAUUAGCAUUAUUUUUAAAAGAAAUUAUUUUUAUAAAAAAAUAUUUAAAAACUACAGUUUCUACUGAUAUAGUUAAACAAACUACAGGAAAGGGAGCUUCAGAAUCUUUCAAAUUUUCAAUCACUAAAAGCAAAGAUGUAAAGACAUAAAAAAUGCAAAGAUAUCUGGUUAGAAAAAAAAAAAGAAAAAUAUCGGUAAAUCUGUUAAAACAAAGAUGAUAGUAACGGGUAAUAGCAAAAAAUCUAAAGCACUAACUAAAAAAGUUAAGUUUACUAAAAACCUUAUAGAUCAAAAAAAGAUUAAAGUUCUUAAUUCUAAAGCUAAUGCUGCUGUUAUCGUUACUAAAAAUAAGAUUACAAAAAAGCAACACAGCAGAAGACUGCGUUCAAAGAUAAGAAGAUUAUGAAAACAUCAAUUAUCAAAACUAAGACUCAUAAAUAAAAAAAAGCAAAGUAAGCUAUUACUAAGAAAUAAUUAGAAAAGGAAAAGACUGUUGAGCAUGCUCGAUUACAAAUAGUAUAACAAGACAAUAAUAAAGAGUAGAAACAUAAGAAGUUCGGACUACAAUUAAUGUGCUUUUCCAACCUUAAUCUCUAAUUCAAACAAUAGAGAUUUAGGUAUCUGAAAAUCUCUAUAUCAGAGUUGAAACAGAAAAAAAUAUAAAUCCAACAGUACACGGUACAUUAAGUUAUUCUAAAAUAUAAUCUAUAAUUAUAUGAUACUAUGUUUGAAAAUAUAUGGUAUCUUCAAAAAAAAAAAAAAAAUAUAGAGAUACUUGUAUUACAUUUACUACAUGUUUUAUAAAGAAUUAGGAUUAUAAUACACAGUCUGAUUCAAUUAUCAUUUAUUCAGAUCAAUACGAUACGGUUAGUCCAGUAAUGAUUUCUUAUUAUCAAGAAAGUUAAUAAUUUUAUUGUCUUAAAAGAUAUAACCUUUUUUUAAAAAUAUGACUAGACAAUUAUGUAACAGGUGGCAGAAGAUUGUAGAGAGCGAUGACAGACAUAUAUUUGGAUUAAAAUGAAUUUGUACGAUACUUUUAUACCGUUAAUUAAAUAAAUAUACGUAUUUAAAAAUG
This is a messenger RNA of Vespula vulgaris, 1490 nucleotides long. RefSeq lists its product as uncharacterized. The annotation marks the transcript as partial. Gene Ontology annotation, molecular function: double-stranded DNA binding; nucleosomal DNA binding. The transcript has a single exon. Gene Ontology annotation, biological process: nucleosome assembly; chromosome condensation; negative regulation of DNA recombination. Gene Ontology annotation, cellular component: nucleosome; nucleus. Lineage: Eukaryota; Metazoa; Arthropoda; Insecta; Hymenoptera; Vespidae. The record is from RefSeq and is a predicted model, not a curated record.